UGUGUGUGUGUGUGUGUGUGUGUGUGUGUGUGUGUGUGUGUGUGUGUGUGUGUAAGUGUGUGUGUGUGUAGAGCUUUCCACCCUGAUGAUUAAGUAACACAAGUAAAAGGAAAUAAAAGCUCAUCAUUGGAAUCUCAGCUUGACGUCUUCGCAGAGGUCAAUUGAUUAUAUUAAAUCAUCUGCCUCGUCAACAGCUAAGGCCAUUUUCGUCGAUUAAACCAUAAAAAAAAACUAUCAACCAAUAUCAUAAAUACAAAAAAAAAACAAUAAAUAUCACACUAAAAAUCAAAACAUAAACAUUAUGCUUUACAUGUAUAAAAUCAUUGCAUAAAUAUAAUAAACAUAAUCAAAUUUCGUCGACCUACCACACUCAUUACCACUACCGGCCUAAGCACGACCACAGUGGCAGGUCUGCAGGAGCAAGGAAGGCAAAGGCUCCUCAGUCUGCCCUUGCUUUCUAGGUCCCUUUGGGCUCCCCUUCACAUCGUUAAGGAAAAAUACAUUGAUUAGACAAAUUACGACUUUGAAGUAUAGCACAGUGUUCAUUUAUAUUAUUUACUUGUAUUAUUCAUUUAUAUAGAUAGAUAGAUAGAGAGAGAGAGAGAUAGGUAAGUAUAUAUAUAUAUUUUUUUUUCCUUUUUUUAGUUUUUGUAAUGUGUCCCUAUGUCAAGAUCUUAUUUCUCCGUGAAUAUGUUCAUAUCUGGAAAAUUUAGGAUGGAAACAGGCCUAUGCCUAUUUGCUGUCCCUCCUUUGUUGCGUAUGUCAGAUAAUAAUUUUGAAAUUUACUAAAAAUCAUUCGGGUCCAGAUAACCUGACUCAAAAAAAGAAAAAAGAAAAAGAAAAAGAAUAAGAAAAAAAAAAUAUAUAUAUAUAUAUAUAUAUAUAUAUAUUGUUAAUUUCAACCGAGCCGAAUUUGUGCUAAGUCGACGUCAUGAAUACUAUUUUAAAAAAUGAGACAAAUUCAUGGAACAUAUAAAGUAUGACCAUAUUUACGUAAGUUUGGUCAUAGUAACAAUGAAAGGUUGACCUAGUAUUUUUUCUUUUUUCUUAUUUGAUCCUCAGCACAACGAACAAGAACAUCGGGCAUUCAGUGUCUGAUUAUCAACUGCCAAUAUAUUUCUGUAGCUAUCUGUUCUGGCUACAAAAGCUUCUAAUGUUUCUAUUCAUAUGUUUGUAUGUAUGUGUCUAUGAUAAAAUACUCAAACACAUUUUCACAAUGACUAGCUUGCCAGUUAUAGUUUUUUAAACUGCAAACUCGGGCAUCGUCGAUUUGGCUGACCGUAUAUAUAGAGAGGAGCAGCACAGAUUCCCUCAGAUGUUGUUUUCCUCCCGGAGUGAGAAGACGAUUCGUUGUUUGGAUAAAAAAAAAACUCAGGUGCCAUCACAGGUACUGCACUCCAUAAGCAUCUUUCGGGCCGAGUCGAUCGCUGUAAAACCAGGUUGUGCCUGCUUUGGGAAACGUAGGAGAUGUGAAACAUGGGUUGUGUACCGCAGAGAUUUUCACCUUACCAUCCGGGGAGUAAGGCUGCUCUCUUUCCUGUUGCUGUCGUAUGCGCUGUCAUUGUCUAUGGUCUGAUGAGCAUUGCACUGUUGAACGACUCUACAAUGGAAGUUAGGAAAACAGCUAUCCAGUACAAGGAAAAAAAGUCUAUCCACGCCCCUGGACCUUGGGUGCCGCAGAAGAAGUGGGUGAAGUUUCCUGAUCGCAUGUGGCACGGAUAUCAACUGCCCGUGCUGACGGCCCAGCCUCUCGGACGCAUGGGGAACAUAAUGGGGGAAUACGCGACUCUGUGGGCCCUGAAACACAUCUACAAUACCACCGUGCUCGUGAUGCCGCGGAUGAGGUUCAAGCUGUCGUGUUUCCCUUCGCUUUCUCUCCCCGACUGCCCCGGCGGCUGCAACACGACGGGCUGGAAGCGAGUGGGGAGAAGCGGGGGAAUAAGUCGUUACGAUUUCACGAAAAUUGAAAAUGCCGCCGCAGGUCUCUUCGGACCCGAAACCUUCGUCCUUACAAAUUGUCUUUUCGAAAUUCAACUGUUCAAUUUUUUUAAGGAAGACCUGAGACGAGAAUUUACAUUCUCCGAAGAGAUACAACGAAAGGUGAGAGAGUUCUUGGCACGCGUGCAGCGGGAGUGGCAGGCCAUCAACAACAGCACGGUCCUCCCGGUGCUGGUCGGGUUCCACGUCCGCCGAACUGACUACGCACAACAUGCCUUUAGGCUCUUCGGAGGGAAGCUUCCCGGGACCACUUACUUCACGAGGGCCCUCAAUUACUACAGGCGAAAGUUUUCCAACGCUGUGGCCUUCGUGGUCGCUUCGGACGACAUGGGCUUCGUCAGGAUGAAGCUCGGGAACAAUUCGGAUGUGUAUUUCUCCGCUGGUACAUCUGCGUUCGAGGACAUGGCGCUGCUCUCGUCGUGCAACCACAGCAUCGUCACUCUGGGCAGCUACGGCUUCUGGACGGGGUACCUGGCGGGCGGCGAGGUCGUCUACCCGGACGUCCGGACUCAUAGGCGGUACAGAUUUGCUAGAGAAAUGUACGAGAUCACCGGAAUCGCCAACUUCACUCCCAUUUUCCCCGAUUAGGCUCUCACCUGGACGCCGAGAUUCCUUAGUACUGUCGUUUAGCAACUUUGCUGCAUCUACCGGCCCUGGAAUGGUUGAACCAUGUGUGCGCGUAUGUGUGUGAAGGUGUAUGUGCAUUAUACACACACACACACGCACACACACACAUAUAUAUAUAUAUAUAUAU
Messenger RNA from Penaeus chinensis, 2752 nucleotides. RefSeq names its product galactoside alpha-(1,2)-fucosyltransferase 1-like. Gene Ontology annotation, molecular function: galactoside 2-alpha-L-fucosyltransferase activity. Gene Ontology annotation, biological process: carbohydrate metabolic process. The coding region runs from base 1477 to 2586 and encodes 369 amino acids. The transcript is spliced from 10 exons. The record is from RefSeq and is a predicted model, not a curated record. NCBI's taxonomy places the organism in Eukaryota, Metazoa, Arthropoda, Malacostraca, Decapoda, Penaeidae. Gene Ontology annotation, cellular component: membrane.